AUGGCUACUCAACUAUCCAAGAAGCUGAUCAGGAGCGGCAACAAUGCGGACUAUCCCAAGCGUGGCGACGAAGUCACGAUUGAAUAUACUGGUUGGCUGUAUGAUCCUUCCAAAGCCGACGAAGGUUACAAAGGAGCACAAUUCGAUAGUUCGGUCGGUAGAGGAGACUUCAAAACUAAGAUUGGCGUCGGCAGUGUUAUCCCAGGUAUGCCGCUGCGAUACAAAAUCUGCGCCGUCGGUUUCUCUUUUGACCCUGUAUAA
This is a messenger RNA of Rhinocladiella mackenziei CBS 650.93, 261 nucleotides long. RefSeq lists its product as uncharacterized. Gene Ontology annotation, molecular function: peptidyl-prolyl cis-trans isomerase activity. The transcript has 2 exons. Bases 1 to 261 code for a protein of 86 amino acids. The record is from RefSeq and is a predicted model, not a curated record. NCBI's taxonomy places the organism in Eukaryota, Fungi, Ascomycota, Eurotiomycetes, Chaetothyriales, Herpotrichiellaceae.